AUGGAUAUCGACACAAAGAUCAAGGCGUAUCGUUUCGUCGCCUACUCGGCUGUCGUGUUCUCGGUGGUCGCAGUACUAUCCGUCUGUAUCACCCUUCCAAUCGUGUACAACUAUGUGCACACGGUUCGUCGACAGCUUCAUAACGAAGCGAUUCUCUGCAAGGGAUCUGCCAAGGACGUAUGGGCUGACGUGCACAAUCUAAAGAAAUUCCAACAACCUCACAAUCGUACAGCCAGACAGAUUGGUUAUGGAGACGCGGAAGUUUCGAACGAUAUGUCCGGACAUCCUCAGCCCUCUCACGUCACAGGACCAUCGUUCGACGCCGGCUGCGAAGGCUGCUGCAUCCCCGGCGCACCGGGUGCACCUGGAGCUCCUGGCAAGCCAGGACGACCAGGAAAACCUGGUGCACCUGGCAUGCCAGGAAAUCCUGGACGUCCGCCAAAGACACCAUGUGAGAUGUUCGCCCCACCUCCCUGCAAACCUUGCCCACAAGGACCUCCUGGCCCGCCUGGACCUCCCGGUCCACCAGGAGACAACGGCUCAAAUGGUGAUCAAGGACCACCUGGGGAGGAUGCAGCGCCAGGAGAUCAAGGACCAAAGGGACCUGCUGGACCUCCAGGAAAACCUGGCGCACCUGGAGAGGCUGGAGAACCAGGACUACCGGCCACUUGCGAACCACCACAGGCAGGAGAACCCGGUCCAAACGGAGAGCCUGGACCUGAAGGACCAGUUGGACCCAAUGGGCAACCAGGAACCGACGGAGCACCAGGUCAACCUGGACCUAAGGGACCACCAGGACCAGACGGAAAACCAGGAGCGGAUGGUAACCCUGGUCAACCAGGACCACAAGGACCUCCCGGACAACCAGGAGAACGUGGUAUCUGCCCCAAGUAUUGCGCCAUUGACGGUGGAAUCUUCUUUGAGGACGGGACACGUCGUUAA
Necator americanus (New World hookworm) is the source of this 942-nucleotide messenger RNA. RefSeq lists its product as uncharacterized. NCBI's taxonomy places the organism in Eukaryota, Metazoa, Nematoda, Chromadorea, Rhabditida, Ancylostomatidae. The transcript has 3 exons. The record is from RefSeq and is a predicted model, not a curated record. Gene Ontology annotation, molecular function: structural constituent of cuticle. Bases 1 to 942 code for a protein of 313 amino acids.